AUGGCUUUGAAGUUUGACAUGCCUACGGCUUAUGACCAUAUUGACGGUUUCUCAAUUCUCAUCAAUGAGAAUCCUACUGAUCUCUUUUCGCCUGCUCGUGGACUUCAGCAAGAGGAUUCUUUAUCCCCUUAUAUAUUCCUCUCUAUCUCUCAUGCGAUUUCUUAUCUUUUGGCAGCUGCGCAUGAUGAUGGGUUUAUUCGGGGCAUUAAAAUUUCUCAGCACACUCCAUCUCUGAUGGAUGAAUUGACCACUUCUGAGACAUUUUUGGGUUUGCCUAUUCUUUUGAGUCGUUACAAGCAACAAGCUUUGAAAGCACUAGAAGAUAGAAUGCUUGCUAAGACUCAAUCUUGGAAACAAAAGCUUUUAUCUCCUGCUGGGCGUGCUACCAUGAUACAGUCAGUGCUAUUUGCAAUCUCGACAUAUUCCAUGUCUAUUUUUCAUACCCUAAAUGUUUCUCUACCAAGUUGA
Molecule: messenger RNA, 468 nt
Organism: Manihot esculenta (cassava)
Lineage: Eukaryota; Viridiplantae; Streptophyta; Magnoliopsida; Malpighiales; Euphorbiaceae
Exons: 3
Coding region: 1-468 (155 amino acids)
Source: RefSeq, a predicted model, not a curated record